This is a messenger RNA of Aspergillus costaricaensis CBS 115574, 1613 nucleotides long. RefSeq lists its product as uncharacterized. The record is from RefSeq and is a predicted model, not a curated record. The coding region runs from base 13 to 1515 and encodes 500 amino acids. Gene Ontology annotation, molecular function: protein binding. Lineage: Eukaryota; Fungi; Ascomycota; Eurotiomycetes; Eurotiales; Aspergillaceae. The transcript has 2 exons.
CAACGAGCCACUAUGGACAAGCUUCCACCGGAACUUAUUGAUGCCAUCGGAAGCCAUUUUGAUUACUCGGACUGGUGCGCCCUCCGACUCACAUGCAAGAUUUUCUGUCAACUCUCUUCUUCCCACUUUGCGAGUCGUUACUUCCGGCGUGUCAGUGUCAUUUUAACUCAGGAGGCUCUUACGGCGCUUGAAGCCUUUACCCUGCAAGAAUCAUUUAGAAACGUGGUGGAAGAACUGAGCCUCAUACCUCAAGUAUUUGGGGACUACGAGGUAGACCUUAAUGCUUUCGAAACAAUCCUACGCUUCUGUACGCCUGGAAGUGAGAACUGGACAACCGAGGAAGUGCAACGGCAGUAUAUGAUUUACCAGGCUGCUCAAACUGAUCACCUAGCAUUUGCAGAGUCGAAGAGUUUAGUAGAGAGUCUUACUCGAUGCCUGAAUCGAUUGAGGAAUGUUUCUACUAUAGGGUUGCGACCCUACCCUCCCUCAUGGCCAGGCAAAGAAAAGAGUCUAUUCAUCUGCCUGGGCAUGCGCGCUUUGCGAAAGCAGCUGCCUUUUGACCCUUGUGUACGGCUCCUGAUGCCCAGUGCGUGCCGCUUUGCCGAUCGGUCUUCAAGCACGUGGGGUCUAGUGUGGAACAUGUGGAACGACAUAAGGCAUCCGGUUUGGACCAAGGGGCUCACCAGACUCCUCGAAGCCAUGUGCGCCGUCUCUCCCCCUUUGAAAGUCCAAAGGCUAUAUACCUGCUUGGUUGAAGAUGAAUUAUCGGUUCCUCCUGACUGCUUCACUCUAUCCGAGCCUCUCUAUCAAAGCCUUGGAUGUGUUCUUCGUAAGCUACAGAACCUGGAUAUUUGCCUCAGACACUCGAUUUCAAACGAUGCUACUGAAUUUCUUUCUUCUCUCGCUAUCCGAGCUGCUCCAAAUCUCCAUGUUCUCCGGCUCACCUUAUGGGAUCAGUUCCAUGAUUUAAGCCCGGAUCAUUUCGACAACUUGGCCCAACAAGUUAAUUUCACCCACCUUACAGAACUUCAUCUCCAUUGGAUCGAACUCACUCAGCCUAGCUUCCAGCUAUUCUUAAGCACAGCCGCUCCAACCCUGCAGGUCCUGACCCUGGUUGCAGUCAGCUUGAAUGACCCCAUUUCAGUAGCUAUGGGACCUUCACGAAGGUUCCGUGCAGCCGUAUCCACUGUUUGGCGUCGCUUCAUGAAUACCUUGCGUGACACCAUUCCAUCUAUUCGCUACUUCAAGAUGCGGGCACUUGCAUAUCGCCAGAAUAGAUUUGAAAUGAUAGAUCCAUCAGAAAGGGAGCUCAUGACUAUGGGUCACUGUCUCAGAGGCCAGCACUCAAAAACCCACUUCUACGAGAUCAAUACAAAAAUGAGCUUCGUCGAAUGGAUCGAUCGUAUGGAACUGUGCAUACGUCCCUUACGCCGCCCUCUACCAAGGCAUCGCGAGCUUCCUAACGGCAAAAUUACAUCUCCGACCCCAGAGGGGAGAUUUCAAUGGGCACGUUGACUUGUAUGGAUAUCCUCUACAGCUGGCGUGAGCGAGAUAGCUGGGAAGCAUCUCUCAAGAUACAGUGGGGGAAAUGUUCUACCCACAACCACAUGGGC